CACCGCCACAACGCCGAGCCGAAGCCUGCAGCGCCGCCGCUGGGAUCUUUCUCCUCAAGCGCGUGUUCAGUUCAUCCCGAGAUCCGCUUCAUGGAGGCCGUGCUCCUCUUGCCUCAGGUCCGGCCGAGGCUCGAGGCCGACGGCGUCCUUGGCGGCCGCCGGAGACAACGGAGACGACGCCCCAGCUCUCCCCAGCUCCGCGAUGACGCGGUGGGCCUUCUUGGUGCUGCUGCUGGCGCCGCUGGCCGCGGCGGACCUGGAGGUGAUGGCGCAGUGGGGGCUGCUGGACUUCGCGGCGCCCUUCAACUUCCCGGGCAGCGACGGCGCCUCGGCGGCGUCCUGGGUCUUCACGGGCUUCGAGGUGGGCUGGGACAAGAUCUACCUGUCCAUCCCCCGCUUCCAGCCCGGCCUGCCCGCCACCGUGGGCUGGAUCCCCAGGCCGGCCGCCGGAGGGCUCGCCGAGUCCCCUAAGAUCCAGGCGUUCCCCAGCUGGGACUGGCACGUAGCAGCCGCCUCGGGCAACGCCAAGGCGAACAACUGCUCCGGCCUGGUGUCGGUGUUCCGGGUCCGCGCGGACAGGUGCAACCGGCUGUGGGUCCUGGACUCCGGCGUGUCCGACACCCUCGCCACCUUCAACGUGGACUGCCCGCCCAAGCUCCUCGUCUUCGACAUGGCCACCGACAGGCUGCUGCGGGUCGUGGUGUUCCCCCAGGCCGUGCUCCGCCUCAACUCGCUGCUCACCAACUUCGUGAUCGACGACCUGCACCAAGGCGCGCCCUCCUCGCCCGGGUCCUGCGACAACGCCUUCGUCUACCUGUCCGACACGACGGCGCCCGGGCUGGUGGUGUACGACGUGCAGAGGGACUCGGCCUGGAGGAUCUCGCACCCGUCCAUGUUCCCCAGCCCCGACCACGGCACCUACCGGGUGGCCGGCGAGUCCUUCACGCUGAUGGACGGGCUCAUCGGUCUGGCGCUGUCCCCCGUGCUCAACGCCGCCGGCAUGGCCAAGGUGCUGUACUUCCAGCCCUUCGCGUCGGACCGCAUCUCGGCCGUGGCGACUGCGGCCCUGCAGACGCAGCCCAAGGACGACGGUGACCUCCCCGUCGCGCUGGUCGGCACCAAGUCGUCCCAGGCCGCGCCCCUCGCCGUCGACCCCCGCGACGGCGCGCUCAUCUUCAGCCCCGUGUCCGAGACCGCGGUGGCCGCGUGGGAGCCCCUCAGCAACCAACACAGGGUGCUGGCGUACAACCCCGCGCUGCUGCAGUUCGUGCUGGACCUGCGCGUGGCGGACCGCGACGCCGGCAACCUGUGGCUCAUCUCGACGCGCUUCCAGAAGUUCUUCCGGCGCACCGUCAACCCGCGCGAGGUCAACCUGCGCGUCAUGCGGAUCACGGCGUCGCAGGCCGACAUCCUCAACAACUCCGUCAUCUACAAGUAGGCCGCGUUUGCAGUGGAGCGCCACUUCCUCAGCGCGAACUCGCAGCGAGCCAAAAUGAAGUUGUCGUCGCGGACCGAACCGCGCCAAGUGCGUGGUCCGGCCCGACGCUUUGCGGCGCUUGCGCUUGCCACGGCCGGUCCAUGAACUAGGACCGCCAGGCCGGCAGACUGAUUCCGAGAGUUGUUUUCGUCGCUCUGUCUCUCUGGCACCUAACGGAACGCUCCUUGAGUGCGAGAGGGACAGAGUGGC
Molecule: messenger RNA, 1687 nt
Organism: Thrips palmi
Lineage: Eukaryota; Metazoa; Arthropoda; Insecta; Thysanoptera; Thripidae
Product: protein yellow-like
Exons: 6
Coding region: 203-1438 (411 amino acids)
Cellular component (GO): extracellular region
Source: RefSeq, a predicted model, not a curated record